Molecule: messenger RNA, 909 nt
Organism: Acanthosepion pharaonis
Lineage: Eukaryota; Metazoa; Mollusca; Cephalopoda; Sepiida; Sepiidae
Source: the annotation of a GenBank genome assembly
AUGACCUAUUUUUCUUUCCCUCCCAUUUCCCUUUUUGCAUUUCCUCCUUUUUCUAUUCACUAUCUUUUCACUUUCAUUUCCUACUCAUACUAUUACCCCCAGUCCUUGAACUUGUUCUCAUUCUCCGGCCUCAGUACUCAAUCCUAUCUUCUUUUCCUCUUCCUCUCAUAUGUUUUCUUUUUGUUUCCUAUUAUCUUCAGAGCUUUCUCUCUCUCUCCACUUUUUCUCUCUCGCUUUCUCUCUUUUUCUUUCUUACAAUCUCUUUGUUGUCUUUUAAUUCAUGAAAAACAUGUAGACGCUUGCCUAUCUUAUCUUUCGGUUACAUCUUCCAUUUUUUUUUGUCUUUCAUCUGCUUGUAUUUUGUGCAUUUUCUCUCCUUUCUACUUUUUCCAAGUGUUUUUUUUUUCUCUCCCUAUUCCUAUAUUCAGCGUUCCUAUCUCCUCCACUUCACCUGUUCUUAUUCGCUUUAGCCUCUCAUCACUUGCUUCUCCAGCUUAUCUUCACCUGUCGCACGUUCGUCUCGGCAUUAGACGGAAGCAGACACCCUUUCUGCAAAUUUUAUCCUUAUUUUACGGUUUCUAUCAUUGCCCUAAUAUUUUAAUUCGUUCUUUCCAAUAUUCCGUGUUUCUACAAAUUCCUCUUUGUUUUUUUUUUCUGAAAAUCUUUUCUAUUUUCAUCAAAACUCGUCCUUCUCUGCUUAGUGUGCUAUUCCUCUUUCUUUUACCGCUAAUAUUCCAUUCUUCAUUCUAUUACCGCGUAGUACUUAAUUCCUCCUUCUUUUACCGCUUAUUUGUUAAUUCCUCUUUCUUUUACCGUUUACUCUUUAAUUCCACCUUCAUUUAUUACUUAGUUUUUAAUUCCCCUUCAUUUACCGCUUGGUCUUUAUUUCCUCUUUCUUUUCCCUCUUAG